UCCGAUGUGUGUGAACAGGUAGAGGCCAGGCAACGAGCCAGAGGCAGCCUGUGAUAGGUUGAGGGACAGUGUGACGUGUCAGUGAGACGCUAUAGAAGCACCGAGCUGGCGGGAGCAAGCUGCCUCUUCUGCCUGGAGAGAAGGAGUGGAAGAGAAAGAGCGAGAAAGGGAGUGCGAGGAGAGAAAUAUAGGACCAACUCCUUGUGACGUUCUACAACUCUCCGAGGAAAAGCACCAGUCGUCUCCUCUGAGAAUAUCCACUUCCCUCCGACACACUCUCUAUCUGCUUCCCUCCAACUAGGUGGAGGGAGACAGGAACCAAGAAAGAAAAAAAGAGAGACUGAGGGAGGUUGAGGGUAGUAAGUGUUCCACCACAUGGCUAGAAUCUAGAGGGCCAGUAGGGAGCGUUUCCAGGGCAGGAGAGCAGUGUGGUGCUGGUGGAGGACAGAACAGCAUGGCCCUGUUCAGCACUGGCCCUCAGAGCCUGGGCUCCUACUACUGCCUCAUCCGCAGGAGGUUCAAGAGGAGGCGCAAGAAACGCAGCGAGCGCCAAGGUGGAGCCGGAGCCAGGCAGCCCCGGGCCCAGCAGAAGCUCUUCACCAUGGACGUGGAUGAAGAGGAGAACAUGAGUUCGAGCAGCACCGACGUAAAGGAAAACCGUAACCUGGACAACGUCUCCUCCAAAGAGGGGGCAGCUGUAGGCGAGCAGCUUCCCAAUGGCAGUGGCGGGGGCAGCAGGAAGCGCCCCCUAGAGGAGGGCAACAACGGCCACACGCUGUCCAAGUUCCGGGCCAAGAAGCGUAAGAAAACACCGGGCCCGGUUCUACCAAAGAAUGCCCUUAUGCAGCUGAAUGAAAUCAAGCCGGGGCUACAAUAUAAGCUGCUGUCUCAAACAGGUCCGGUCCACGCUCCCGUGUUUGUCAUGACCGUUGAGGUCAAUGGGCAACUGUUCGAGGGCUCAGGUCCGACUAAGAAGAAGGCCAAGCUGAAUGCGGCAGAGAAGGCCCUGCGCUCCUUUGUCCAGUUCCCCAACGCCUCCGAGGCGCACCUGGCUAUGGGCCGGACACUGACAGUCAACACGGACUUCACAUCCGAUCAGGCCGACUUCCCAGACAUGCUCUUCAACGGGUUUGAGACGCCCGCACCACCCGAGGACUCCUUUUACCUGGGAUCCAAUGGCAGCGGCUCCUUAAACUCGCUGGGAGAGUAUCCCCUGCCCUCCACGCCAGGUGCUAACCUUGCCCAGGCGCCGUUGCCCCCUCCCUCCUCCUUCACCUCGAACUCGAGCGGAAAGAAUCCCGUCAUGAUCCUCAACGAGCUGAGGCCGGGCCUCAAGUACGACUUUGUGUCGGAGAGCGGUGAGAGCCACGCCAAGAACUUUGUCAUGCAGGUGUCGGUGGACUCACAGCAGUUUGAGGGCUCUGGACGAAACAAGAAGUUGGCCAAGGCCCGGGCCGCCCAGGCAGCCCUCUCAGCCCUCUUCAACAUGCAGCUGGACCAGACACCCUCCCGACAGCCCAUCCCCAGAGAGGGACUGCAGCUCCACCUACCCCAGGUUCUCGCCGACGCCGUCUCUCGCCUGGUGGUGGACAAGUUCAGCGAGCUGACAGACAACUUCACCUCGCCCCACGCGCGACGGAAAGUCCUGGCGGGAGUCGUCAUGACAACAGGCACGGACGUGAAAGAGGCCCAGGUGAUCUGCGUCUCCACGGGCACCAAGUGCAUCAACGGCGAGUACAUGAGCGACCGCGGCCUGGCGCUCAACGACUGCCACGCAGAGAUUAUCGCCCGCCGCUCGCUCAUCCGGUACCUCUACGCCCAGCUGGAGCACUUCCUGAGCAACAACAAGGAGGAGCAGCAGAAGUCCAUAUUCAUGCGCUGUGACAAGCGUGGCUACCGGCUAAAGGACAACGUCCAGUUCCACCUCUACAUCAGCACCUCGCCGUGCGGAGACGCGCGCAUCUUCUCGCCGCAUGAGGCCGGCAUGGAAGACCAAGGAGACCGCCACCCCAACCGGAAGGCACGGGGCCAGCUGAGGACCAAGAUAGAGUCUGGGGAGGGGACCAUCCCUGUGAGGACCAGCAACACCAUCCAGACAUGGGAUGGGGUGCUGCAGGGCGAGAGGCUGCUCACUAUGUCCUGCAGUGACAAGAUCGCAAGAUGGAACGUGCUGGGCAUCCAGGGCUCUCUGAUGAGCUACUUCACGGAGCCCAUCUACUUCUCCAGCAUCAUCCUGGGCAGCCUGUACCACGCCGACCACCUCUCCCGGGCUAUGUACCAGCGCAUCGCCGACAUCGAGGACCUGCCCCAACAGUUCAGCCUCAACAGGCCUCUACUGAGCGGCAUCAGCAACGCAGAGGCGAGGCAGCCGGGCAAGGCGCCCAACUUCAGCGUGAACUGGGCAGUGGGCGACCAGGCGCUGGAGGUCAUCAACGCCACCACGGGCAAAGACGACAUGGGGCGCGCCUCGCGCCUCUGCAAGCACGCCCUCUACAGCCGCUUUAUUCGCCUGCACUCCAAGUUGUCAUCCACACUGAGGAUCAAGGUGUCCAAGCCCAGCUCGUACCACGACGCCAAGGAGGCGGCUGUAGAGUACCACAACGCCAAGCAGACGCUGAUCAAGGUCUUCCACAAGUCGGGCCUGGGGGCCUGGGUGAAGAAGCCCAUCGAGCAGGACCAGUUCUCCCUCAACUCCUGAUCGGGCAAUUAGGGGGGAACGUCUUCACUCAACCCACUGCACCCCAACCCCGUCUCUAGACCUGAGAGAGGCUCUUCGAAACUACCAGCCACUGAGACUUCACGUGUGUGUGCGUGCGUGCGUGUGUGUGCGUGCGUACAUGCGUGUGUGUGUGUAUGUUUGUCUGAGUGUGUGAGAAAUAAUGCACGUGGUUCUGGCCACCUCCCUCCGUCCAAAUCACUCUGCUCUCAUUCCUCAUCGCUGUGACGUCAUCACUUGCUGUGUCUGUCUGUUUGUUUUAAACCAACUAAAAUUCAAAUACCUUUUUAUGUCCUUAUGGAAAUAAAAAUGUAUGGUAUUUUAAACUGGAAUCCUAUUUAGUAGUUGUUUUUUGUUUGUAAGACUUGACAUGAGGUAGUCCAUAUACCAUGUAGUUACUAUAUAAGUACUUCUGUAACUAGAAUGUACAAUGAUUGGCCGGAUUCCAUUUCUGUUAUUCAGUUAAAUGUAAUUACACUAGGAAACUCAAAUGCCGUAUGACGUCAUGCUAUAUUUUUUACGUAUUGUGAGAUUUGACCUUUUUCUUUUCCUAUUUUAUUACAUUCUUGCCCCUGUAUUAAAAGCACAUACAGUGGGGAGAAGAAGUAUUUGAUACACUGCCGAUUUUGCAGGUUUUCCUACUUACAAAGCAUGUAGAGGUCUGUAAUUUUUAUCAUAGCUACACUUCAACUGUGAGAGACGGAAUCUAAAAUCCAGAAAAUCACAUUGUAUGAUUUUUAAGUAAUUAAUUUCCAUUUUAUUGCAUGACAUAAGUAUUUGAUACAUCAGAAAAGCAGAACUUAAUAUUUGGUACAGAAACCUUUGUUUGCAAUUACAGAGAUCAUACGUUUCCUGUAGUUCUUGACCAGGUUUGCACACACUGCAGCAGGGAUUUUGGACCACUCCUCCAUACAGACCUUCUCCAGAUCCUUCAGGUUUCGGGGCUGUCGCUGGGCAAUACGGACUUUCAGCUCCCUCCAAAGAUUUUCUAUUGGGUUCAGGUCUGGAGACUGGCUAGGCCACUCCAGGACCUUGAGAUGCUUCUUACGGAGCCACUCCUUAGUUGCCCUGGCUGUGUGUUUCGGGUCGUUGUCAUGCUGGAAGACCCAGCCACGACCCAUCUGCAAUGCUCUUACUGAGGGAAGGAGGUUGUUGGCCAAGUUCUCGCGAUACAUGGCCCCAUCCAUCCUCCCCUCAAUACGGUGCAGUCGUCCUGUCCCCUUUGCAGAAAAGCAUCCCCAAAGAAUGAUGUUUCCACCUCCGUGCUUCACGGUUGGGAUGGUGUUCUUGGGGUUGUACUCAUCCUUCUUCCUCCGAAGACGGCGAGUGGAGUUUAGACCAAAAAGCUAUAUUUAUGUCUCAUCAGACCACAUGACCUUCUCCCAUUCCUCCUCUGGAUCAUCCAGAUGGUCAUUGGCAAACUUCAGACGGGCCUGGACAUGCGCUGGCUUGAGCAGAGGGACCUUGCGUGCGCUGCAGGAUUUUAAUCCAUGACGGCGUAGUGUGUUACUAAUGGUUUUCUUUGAGACUGUGGUCUCAGCCUACUUCAGGUCAUUGACCAGGUCCUGCCGUGUAGUUUUGGGCUGAUCCCUCACCUUCCUCAUGAUCAUUGACGCCCCACGAGGUGAGAUCUUGCAUGCAGCCCCAGACCGAGGGUGAUUGAUCGUCAUCUUGAACCUCUUCCAUUUUCUAAUAAUUGCGCCAACAGUUGUUGCCUUCUCACCAAGCUGCUUGCCUGUUGUCCUAUAGCCCAUCCCAGCCUUGUGCAGGUCUACAAUUUUAUCCCUGAUGUCCUUACACAGCUCUCUGGUCUUGGCCAUUGUGGAGAGGUUGGAGUCUGUUUGAUUGAGUGUGUGGACAGGUGUCUUUUAUACAGGUAAGGAGUUCAAACAGGUGCAGUUAAUACAGGUAAUGAGUGGAGAACAGGAGGGCUUCUUAAAGAACAACUAACAGGUCUGUGAGAGCCGGAAUUCUUACUGGUUGGUAGUUGAUCAAAUACUUGUCAUGCAAUAAAAUGCAAAUUAAUUACUUAAAAAUCAUACAAUGUGAUUUUCUGGAUUUUUGUUUUAGAUUCCGUCUCUCACAGUUGAAGUGUACCUAUGAUAAAAAAUUACAGACCUCUACAUGCUUUGUAAGUAGGAAAACCUGCAAAAUCGGCCAGUGUAUCAAAUACUUGUUCUCCCCACUGUAGGUCAUGAUGCUAAAUACUCAUCCAAAAUGGCGGUUACAGUCAUUGAAUCAUCAUUCAUUUUAAAAUAUUCUCGUGAACAUUUUCCGCUUAUUUAUUUAUUUGGAUGACGUUGUUGGUCAUUGAAAACUUUCCCAUUCCAUACUUGAACAGGGGCCCUGGUGGAGGCUGUCGGUGAUUCCUCUCCAGUCCUUUGGCCUAGGGACUUUAGGGGAGUGGGUAGGCGCUGCACGUUUUUUUCUUCUUGACUUAAGCCAUGGCUUUGCAUGGGAACUGUCUCCGAGGUCUGCAGAGCUGAUUUGGUAGGGAACCACCAGGAUCUUCUCGAGUGAAUUUUGAAUGCCAGCAUUUUAUUUCUGCACAGGCAGCUUCAAAUCAUUUUUCUCUCUUUGUAUGUACUUGUUUUUGGGGAGGGAGGGGCUUUGUUUUUAGAAUUGCAACUUUUGACUUUUUCUUUUUUGAGGAUUGAAGGAUUGCACUGCAACUGAAUAGUGACAGGAAUUAAGUCUUUCCGUCAAUGACACUGCAUAGGAGCUACAUUGCACCUUCAUAAGCACGAGCCUCAUGGACAUUAUGCAUCCAUGCCCUGGGCAUUUAUAAAUGCUUAUGUUAACAACCUCAGUUUGAUAUGUCAUGGUCAUGCUACACAAUACAAGUAAGGUGACAUAACACAUCUUGUGUCAAUCUGGGGUUGUUAGGAAGGUGUAAAGUAGUCCAUAUGUCAUGUCAUUCAUAGAGAGCUGGGAAGAGCUUAUGUCAUCAUUUAAAUACCUUUUAAAGGCCCAAUGCAGCCGUUUUUAUAUCAAUAUCAAAUCAUUUCCGGGUAACAAUUAAGUACCUUACUGUAAAGAUUUUUUUAACAAAAAAGCAAGAAUUUUGUUGGGCUUUCUGGGAGUAAACUAGCUGUUAUUGGCAGAGCGGUUUGGAACUUUCUUUGUUAUUGGUCUAUUAACCAAUUUACAGCAUGUGAUGUCACCAUGGAAAGCCAAAACUCCCACCCAUGCAAACCUGCUGAUUAAAAAGUCCUGUGUAGAUUGUAUUUUCAACCAGCAACUAUCAGGAAAUAACACUGAUCAAAUUUUUUCACACUUUUCUAGUGUUAGUUUAAUCAGCUGUUGUACAAAAUGAUAUAAAACACAGGAAAAACUGCACUGGGCCUUUAAAGGCAACACGAAUGCUGAUUGCUCAUUGUGUGAGUAAACUUCCAAGGGAACACAAAGAAACGCAUGAGAGUUUUUACAAAGUUGAGUUUGGUACCACCCACCCACCAAAUGACCAAUCUGUGUAUGCUCGCUCCAAGUCCUAUUGGUCCAUAUACCUGGGUCUUCUAUAAGCCCUCUUCUCCACUGUCUGCCGUGUGCUAAUCUUUUCUAUUUCAACUAUUUCUACAACAUGAUAAACUCUGGAUGCCAGUAAGGACAACUUGCUACUGUAUUACCUGUGUGUUCUCUCUUAUAGACUGGUCAUAUACCUGUAAUAUCAGCAUUGUACAUUUGUUUAUUAUUGAACGUUGUGCGUUGCACUUGAUGGCCAGUGACAAACCACAAUUUGAACCGACACGCUGCAAAGGGAUUGAUAUUAUGAGAUAUUCUUUACUUAGUGUAUUUUUAUAUCCAAUAGAUUUGAUUCAAAACAGCAGGGGAAGGGUGUUUGCUUUGAGUCCCAGCAUUGUGUGUGUCGUGUGUAUGUCUAAAGUGAGGUGAGUGUGUGUGUGUGUGCGGGUAUAUGUGUGUGCGCAUGACACAGCUCAAUAAACGUCAUAACAGGAUAUUAGAGAUUGCUGUGGAAUCUUCACCAAAGAUUAUGUCCUUGUGUUUUCCCACAAUUUUCUUUUGAGCAACAAAAUAAAAAUUGGGAAUUAUUUUUUUAACACCUGUGUUUCUCACGCACAAAUUGCUGAUUUAAAAUAUGACAAUGUUUUAGUUAUUGUACUUUCAUUUUUUUCAAUUUAUUUGAUUUGUAUAAAAUGAUGGGUUUGUGUUCUGUUGUAUUCCAGCUUUGUGAUGGAAUCUUACUUGUCGGGCUCUUUCAGUAUUUCUGUAGCUGUUGAUUACCAAGGUGUAUAUAUUGUGAACCUCUCUGAUGUUAUAUUACUGUGGAAUGAUGGGGAUAAGAUUAAUACUGGUUAAACAUGUGAUGCCUGUGCAACUAUUCUUCCUUCCUUCACUGUCUAGUUCUUGUCCCCCCCCCCCCCCCAUGAAACUGCUGGGAUGUAUUUGAUUUGUUUUUGUCCUUUAAUUAGAACUCUUUAAAAAAACAGCUAGUCAGGUUCUUUCACUGCAGCGGCCAGAGAUUUGCUAGUCAUUGUAGAGCAAAAGUCAAAUGUCCUGUGUUGCUGUGUCCUUGUGAUACAAAUGUAUGUUCUGAAUCAUGUCCGUCCCCUUACCCCCACCGACAGAGGGGGAACCAUGCCACGAUGCAGGCCUCAGCCAAGAGAACUGGAUCAAGGUCACAAGCAAUAUAACCCCCAACGCCCCUUUUUAAUGAGGCCCAACCAGGAACGGGAGCAAAAAGAAUGGCUCCCCUCCCCCUCUGUUUCCCCCCCUUGUCGUAAUCUCUUUAUAAACUGACUGUCUGGAACUUUCUUUAAAGACUGCCUGCUUCUCUAUAGUAUGUUCCUUAUUUUUUUUGGACUGCACUAAAGAUGUCAAUCGAUGAUGUCAUGACACAAACCGUCCCCCAAAAUGGACAGGUCGGAACUAUUUCCAAGAAGCUGAACUGCAACCCUAUAACCUAGUGGUCCCAGUGGUCUAUAGUCCCCAGUCGGUCGUUUGGUCAAGACGGUCGGCCGCCCUGACCGCGCGGUGACUGUUAAGUGGUCCCUACGUGGUCCACUCGGGUGGUCAGAGAACUCCUCCACCCUCCUCACCCCACGUCCGCUGUGCAACCUCUACCCGGACCACCAUCUUGCAUGUGCUCCCACUCUGAAGCUGCACCUAAAGCAUGACGACAUACUUUUAACGGACUCGUAUGUAGAAAAAAACGGAUAAAUAGAUAUAUUAAAAUGAGCAAAAAAAAAUAAAGGAGACCAUAGUUUACUUUC
Salvelinus fontinalis (brook trout) is the source of this 7947-nucleotide messenger RNA. RefSeq names its product adenosine deaminase RNA specific B1b (gene adarb1b). The record is from RefSeq and is a predicted model, not a curated record. Gene Ontology annotation, biological process: adenosine to inosine editing; RNA processing. Gene Ontology annotation, cellular component: nucleolus; cytoplasm. Gene Ontology annotation, molecular function: double-stranded RNA binding; tRNA-specific adenosine deaminase activity; double-stranded RNA adenosine deaminase activity. Lineage: Eukaryota; Metazoa; Chordata; Actinopteri; Salmoniformes; Salmonidae. The coding region runs from base 455 to 2698 and encodes 747 amino acids. The transcript has 10 exons.